Orbicella faveolata is the source of this 3178-nucleotide messenger RNA. RefSeq lists its product as uncharacterized. Gene Ontology annotation, molecular function: DNA-binding transcription factor activity, RNA polymerase II-specific. NCBI's taxonomy places the organism in Eukaryota, Metazoa, Cnidaria, Anthozoa, Scleractinia, Merulinidae. The record is from RefSeq and is a predicted model, not a curated record. Gene Ontology annotation, cellular component: nucleus. Gene Ontology annotation, biological process: regulation of transcription by RNA polymerase II.
UUUUUUUUGCUAUUUCUUUAGCAAUACAGUGAAAAUCUUCAUCCUAACUGCAAAGUAAACAAGAUUCAUUGAAAGGGAGUCUAACAUGUGUGUCAAGGAAUGAAGAAAUGUUUUUUGGCUUAAAGCAGCACAGUGCUUAAGCCGAUCAUAACCUGGUUUGAUGGAGAUGGCAAUGAAGACACGACGGAUGGCACACAAAUGCAAAUCAGCAUGCAAAGAGCAUGAUCAAACUUGUAUAGGAGAGAAGCCGUAUACAUGCCAGUAUUGCAAAAAGGGCUUUAGCCAAUCAGGAAAUUGCAAGCGACAUGAACGAACUCACACAGGGGUGAAGCCAUAUACAUGCAAGCAUUGUAAAAAGGGCUUUAGCCAAUUAGGACAUUGCAAGCAACAUGAACGAACUCACACAGGAGAGAAGCCGUAUCCAUGCAAGUAUUGUAAAAAGUGCUUUAGCCAUGUAGGAAAUUGCAAGAAACAUGAACAAACUCACACAGGAGAGAAGCCAUAUACAUGCAAGCAUUGUAAAAAGAGCUUUAGCCAAUUAGGAAAUUGCAAGAUACAUGAACAAACUCACACAGGAGUGAAGCCAUAUACAUGCAACUAUUGCAAAAAGAGCCAAUUAGAAACUUGCAGGCAACAUAAAAAAACACACACAGGAGAGAAGUCAUACAUAUGCAAGUAUUGUAAAAAGUCCUUUAGCCAAUCAGGAAAUUGCAAGCAACAUGAACGAACUCACACAGGAGAGAAGCCAUAUACAUGCAAGUAUUGUAAAAAGGGCUUUAGCCAAUCAGCACAUUGCAAGCAACAUGAACGAACUCACACAGGAGUGAAGCCGUAUACAUGCAAGUAUUGUAAAAAGUGCUAUAGCCAAUUAGGAAAUUGCAAGCGACACGAACGAACUCACUCAGGAAAGAAGCCGUAUACAUGCAAGUAUUGUAAAAAGUGCUUCAACCAUUCAGCAAAUUGGAAGCAACAUGAACGAACUCACACAAUUGGGAAUGCGAGAGACAGUUCUUUAAAAUGCAAGCAGGAUGAUCAGCACUAUCAACUAAGAAGACACCCUCAGGAGCUAGUUACAACUCAUGGUGCGGAAAAGUCUGACAUGCUGUUUUCUUUGACUGAAGAAAAUUCAAGCCAAGUUGAAAGCCUCAUCUGUUGGAUUUGUCAGGAGGAAUUUAGUAGUGAGACAUAUUUAAUCCAACAUUACGAUGAUCAUAUGCCUGGUUUGAUGGAGAUGGCAAUGAAGACACGACGGAUGGCACACAAAUGCAAAUCAGCAUGCAAAGAGCAUGAUCAAACUUGUAUAGGAGAGAAGCCGUAUACAUGCCAGUAUUGCAAAAAGGGCUUUAGCCAAUCAGGAAAUUGCAAGCGACAUGAACGAACUCACACAGGGGUGAAGCCAUAUACAUGCAAGCAUUGUAAAAAGGGCUUUAGCCAAUUAGGACAUUGCAAGCAACAUGAACGAACUCACACAGGAGAGAAGCCGUAUCCAUGCAAGUAUUGUAAAAAGUGCUUUAGCCAUGUAGGAAAUUGCAAGAAACAUGAACAAACUCACACAGGAGAGAAGCCAUAUACAUGCAAGCAUUGUAAAAAGAGCUUUAGCCAAUUAGGAAAUUGCAAGAUACAUGAACAAACUCACACAGGAGUGAAGCCAUAUACAUGCAACUAUUGCAAAAAGAGCCAAUUAGAAACUUGCAGGCAACAUAAAAAAACACACACAGGAGAGAAGUCAUACAUAUGCAAGUAUUGUAAAAAGUCCUUUAGCCAAUCAGGAAAUUGCAAGCAACAUGAACGAACUCACACAGGAGAGAAGCCAUAUACAUGCAAGUAUUGUAAAAAGGACUUUAGCCAAUCAGCACAUUGCAAGCAACAUGAACGAACUCACACAGGAGUGAAGCCGUAUACAUGCAAGUAUUGUAAAAAGUGCUAUAGCCAAUUAGGAAAUUGCAAGCGACACGAACGAACUCACUCAGGAAAGAAGCCGUAUACAUGCAAGUAUUGUAAAAAGUGCUUCAACCAUUCAGCAAAUUGGAAGCAACAUGAACGAACUCACACAAUUGGGAAUGCGAGAGACAGUUCUUUAAAAUGCAAGCAGGAUGAUCAGCACUAUCAACUAAGAAGACACCCUCAGGAGCUAGUUACAACUCAUGGUGCGGAAAAGUCUGACAUGCUGUUUUCUUUGACUGAAGAAAAUUCAAGCCCAGUUGAAAGCCUCAUCUGUUGGAUUUGUCAGGAGGAAUUUAGUAGUGAGACAUAUUUAAUCCAACAUUACGAUGAUCAUAUGAGAUAAAAAUAACACAUUUAAGUAUAUGUCAUUGCAAGGUAUAAAUCUUUCCCUUAAUUUUCUUAUAGUCAUAUUUAGUGUUUAUGUUGAGCUCACUGGAACAUGUCUGUUAAAGCCAAAGCAGUUCAGUUUUUAGAGGGUGCCAACUGUUUUUUGUUUUUUUUUAACUGUUGAAAAACAACAGUCUUAUAGCCAGAAAUAAAAUUGCGUGGAAUUUACCUUAUGGUCACUUGGAACAAAACGUGAAUCCAGGGAAGCAGUUUCGUAUGUUACAGUGGGACCCGGUUAAUACAGACACUAAAGCUUCAUGCAAAAGUGUCAGCAUUAUAUGGGUGUCUGUAUCAAUGGAGAUCACAGAAUAAAGGUCAAGAAUACAUGUUUUAUCAAUACCGGCACAGACUAAAGCAUCUUCAAUCGCUAAGUAUCCAAACUAUAUUUAAUUUCUUACCCGUACCAUGAAUUCACACUGAUGGAGCCUGUCAUUCAUUUAAAUGUGUAAAUGUGUGGCAUUAAAAAAAAUUGAAUUUCUCUAAUACCGUUGCAAACUCAACGCCAUAAUUAUUGAUGUAACGGUGAUAGUUUUGUAAACAAGUGUCAUUGUAAACGGAUGACUUACUCAAUAGAACUAGUAACUAUUGACUUGUUCACAUUGCUUUAUUUUAUUGAGGUUUUCACGGAUCAGAAGGUCUGAAGAAAACAUUGUUACCGCUGUUGUGUCAUAUUGAAGCCCGGGGGAGCACUGCCAUAUAUGGGCUAUAUAGUUCAUAAACUCUGAAGUUGGCUGAACAAGCCUGGGAGAAGAAUGCUUGCAUCGCUCACAUUGCAAAGUUGAAGGCUGCUAUCGCCGAGAGCCAACAACAAAUUGCCACACUUGAGCUGAGUAUGGUGCCUUCCUCU